Messenger RNA from Aedes aegypti (yellow fever mosquito), 2185 nucleotides. RefSeq names its product cationic amino acid transporter 2. Gene Ontology annotation, cellular component: plasma membrane. Gene Ontology annotation, biological process: amino acid transport; transmembrane transport. NCBI's taxonomy places the organism in Eukaryota, Metazoa, Arthropoda, Insecta, Diptera, Culicidae. Bases 173 to 1948 code for a protein of 591 amino acids. The transcript is spliced from 4 exons. The record is from RefSeq and is a predicted model, not a curated record. Gene Ontology annotation, molecular function: amino acid transmembrane transporter activity.
AGUUAGUCAAAUUUUGCUCAUCCACAAGAGCGGUCGCAUCUCGAUUCGGUUCGGUUCCGGCAGAGAGCACGUGAUUCUCGACGGCCAAGAUAUCUCACGCGUAAUCCUUCGGCGCUGAUUGCUGAUAGUGUGCGGUGCGUUACGACGGUGCGUGCAACGAUUAGAGCACCCAAUGGACAAAUUCUUCAAGGCCCUCUGCCGCAAGAAACCGAACGACGAUGACGGUAGCCAUUCCAAGCUGGCCCGUGUCCUGACACUGCUGGAUUUAACCGGCCUUGGCGUUGGCAGUACACUGGGCUUGGGGGCGUACGUCCUCGCCGGAUCGGUUGCCUACGAACAGGCCGGACCCGGAGUGGUCGUGUCGUUUGUGAUAGCUGCCGUUGCGGCCGCCAUUGCCGGACUUUGUUACGCGGAGUUUGCGGCCCGGGUUCCGAAAGCCGGAUCGGCCUACAUCUACACGUACAUUACGAUAGGGGAGUUUGCCGCAUUCACGAUCGGGUGGAAUCUGAUGCUGGAGUACAUUAUUGGAACUGCCAGCGUGGCUCGAGGACUAAGCGGCUACAUUGACGCGCUGAUCGACCAUCGAAUGGAGAAAGCGUUGCAGAGUAUCGUAGAAUUCAGGGUGAGCUUUCUUGGGAAGCAUCCAGACAUAUUCUCGUUCUUUGUGGUACUAACGAUCACUGCGCUUUUGGCCUACGGAGUGAAAGAGUCAACGGUUUUGAACAACAUCUUCACAGGAGUAAAUCUGAUGGUGAUCGUUGUGGUGUUGAUCUCUGUUGGAACGAAAGUGAACCCUGAUAAUUGGAAUAUCAAACCGGAGGACAUUCCUGAAGGGGUUAAAGGAGGUGUUGGAGGAUUUAUGCCGUAUGGGUUGGCCGGAGUAAUGGCAGGAGCUGCAAAAUGCUUCUACGGUUACGUAGGAUUCGAUUGUAUCGCCACGACUGGAGAAGAAGCUCGAAAUCCUUCCCGAAACAUCCCGUUGGCCAUUAUAUUUUCUCUCUUGAUCAUUUUCCUGUCAUACUUUGGUGUGGCCACUGUCCUUACGAUGGCCUUACCGUACUACAACCAAGAUCCAAAAGCGCCGUUUCCGAAUCUCUUCGAUUGGCUAGGAUGGCAGGAAAUCAAGUGGAUCGUAUCCAUCGGUGCGAUCUUUUCGCUGUGCACAAAUUCUUUAGGCGCCAUGUUUCCUUUGCCCCGAGUCUUGUACGCCAUGUCAUCAGAUGGCAUCUUGUUCAAGAAGCUCAGAACGGUACACCCGGUGACAAAGACGCCCAUCCUGGCAACGGUGAUAUCGGGCAUAGUGUCUGGAACUAUGGCUCUGCUGUUCGACCUGCAUCAGUUGAUCGAUAUGAUGUCCAUCGGAACGCUGUUGGCUUACACGAUCGUUGCGCUGAGUGUGCUGGUUUUGAGAUACGACGAGAACACCAACUUCCGCACCAGCGUUCCCAUCCAGGAUAAGUCCGUGAUUGUGAAACAGCUGUUCAACCUGAACAUUGCCAAAUCUCCGAACGCGCUGUCAUCGAAGAUCGUCAAGAUCAGUUUGUUGCUUUACGCCCUGGUCACCUGCAUCGUCAGUGCCAUUCUGGUCAACGCCCAGGACUACCUCUCCGCUCAGUAUCCGUUGAACCUGACGAUCCUGACCAUACUGGCCAUGUCGAUCCUGAUCCUGUUCCUGGUCAUCGCGUGUCAACCCACCGAAGAGUCCAAGAUCACCUUCAAAGUCCCGCUGGUGCCGUUUGUCCCCAUGCUGAGCAUCCUGGUCAACAUCUACCUCAUGUUCCAGCUGGACGUCAACACUUGGAUCAGUUUCUCCAUUUGGCUGCUGGUUGGCUUCGUGAUCUAUUUCACCUACGGCAUUCGACAUUCGGUUCUUGGCUCCGGUAGUCAGACCCUGUCGGAAAGCCAGCUUGAGAAUCCGUUCUGCAUGGUAGGACUCGAAAAGGCGUAGUUUUAAGCUUUGUGCACAAUCGGUAUUAUUAAGAACUAAGUGACAUGGUCAAAGAGUUUCAUUCCGUGUUUAGGCUAGUGGUUGUAAGGAAAAAAUACGACUUUACGACGUGUGAUCAAUGUUUGUUCAUAGUUUAUAGGCGUACAUUUGUGGCGUCUCAGUCUGUUAUAUUUUCGAAAAUUUCAUUCUUUCGACAAUGACACCGAGAAUAAACGGAACAAUGAUUUCAAAAAUAAA